Engraulis encrasicolus (European anchovy) is the source of this 4894-nucleotide messenger RNA. RefSeq names its product ubiquitin specific peptidase 54b (gene usp54b). The record is from RefSeq and is a predicted model, not a curated record. Gene Ontology annotation, molecular function: cysteine-type deubiquitinase activity. The coding region runs from base 155 to 4060 and encodes 1301 amino acids. The transcript has 19 exons. NCBI's taxonomy places the organism in Eukaryota, Metazoa, Chordata, Actinopteri, Clupeiformes, Engraulidae. Gene Ontology annotation, biological process: protein deubiquitination.
UCUGCUCUGCUGUGUGUGUGCGCACUGCACUGCUCCGGGCGGCAUGACCUCCUGCUGGCCAGGCUGCCAGAGGACGCCACUGCAGCGAUGGUGAGCAGCAGCGUCGCCGCCGCCGCCGCCGACCGGGCCGCCUGACGCCGGGACGCCGGGACACAUGUCGUGGAAGCGGAACUACUUUGCUUCGGGCAGUGGGCUGCAGGGGAUGUUUAUCCCGCGCACCAUGACCUCCAUUGCCCCCAGCAAGGGCCUGAGCAACGAGCCGGGCCAGAACAGCUGCUUCCUCAACAGCGCCCUACAGGUCCUCUGGCACCUGGACAUCUUCCGAAGGAGCUUCCGACAGCUGACCACCCACAAGUGCAUGGAGGACUCCUGCAUCUUCUGCGCUCUUAAGAGCAUCUUUGGUCAGUUCCAGUUCAGCAGUGAGAAGGUGCUGCCGUCUGAUGCCCUGCGCAGCGCCCUGGCCAAGACCUUCCAGGACAAGCAGCGCUUCCAGCUCGGCAUCAUGGACGACGCCGCAGAGUGCUUCGAGAAUCUGUUGAUGCGAAUCCACUUCCACAUCUCCGAUGAGACCAAAGAGGACAUCUGCACAGCCAAGCAUUGCAUCCCACACCAGAAGUUUGCCAUGACGCUUUUUGAGCAGUGUGUAUGCAACAGCUGCGGAGCCACAUCAGACCCUUUGCCCUUCAUUCAGAUGGUCCAUUACAUCUCGACCACAUCUCUCUGUAACCAGGCGGUGCGCAUGCUGGAGUGCCGGGAGAAGCCCACGCCGGACAUGUUCGGAGAACUGCUGAGGAACGCCAGCACCAUGGGGGACCUACGCUCCUGCCCCGGUAACUGUGGGGAAAUGCUGCGUAUCCGCCGGGUGCUCAUGAACUCCCCUGAGAUCAUCAGCAUCGGCCUGGUGUGGGACUCGGACCACUCGGACCUGGCCGAGGACGUCAUCCACAGCCUGGGCACCUGCUUGCGCCUCGGAGAUCUGUUCUACCGUGUGACGGACGACAGGGCCAAACAGUCAGAGCUCUACUUGGUGGGGAUGGUGUGCUACUAUGGCAAGCACUACUCAACCUUCUUCUUCCAAACAAAGAUACGCAAGUGGAUGUACUUCGAUGACGCACAUGUCAAGGAGAUUGGGCCCAAGUGGAAGGACGUGGUGGCGCGCUGCAUCAAGGGCCACUACCAGCCGCUGCUGCUACUGUACGCCGACCCCCGCGGCACACCAGUGGCAUCGCAGGACACGCCGGCCCACCUGGACCUGCAGCACAGCAGCAAGGGCUACGACAGUGAGGACAGUGGUCGGGAGCCGUCCAUCUCCAGCGACACGCGCACCGACUCGUCCACCGACAGCUGCGGCUACAGGCCGAGCCGCUCGCAGCACGAGUCCCUGGCCAGUCACUUCUCCUCCGACUCCCAGGGCACGGUGGUCUGCAGCCCGGAGAGCCCAGCAGGCUCACACCACAGUCUGGAGACAGCAGGUGAGGUGCUACUGAAGGACCAGCCAAGUCCCCUCACCACGCCGCGGCCCUCCAGCAGAGGAAGACCUCAGCAGGACUACACCGACGCCGGGACGCUGCUCAUGCACGGCCGACCCCCAUCGUCCUGCGCCAGCUCCGGCUUGGGCGGCUCGUCCGAGGCAGGGAGUGCCACCGGGAGCGCUACAGGUAGUGGGAGUGGCGGAGGAGGAGGAGGAGGUGGGGGCAACCAGGGGAGUGGGACCCGCGAUGUCUGGGAGGACGAGAGCACCAGCAGCGAGUCCAAGUCCAGCUCAUCGGCCGGGGGGCGGUGUUACCGGCCUGCCUGGCGCCCGCGCCGCGAGGCGCUCAACAUCGACAGCAUCUUCACCACUCGGGAUGGGACCGGCCGCCGCUGGCAGCAGCCGCUCUCCGCCCUGCCGGCCAGCCCUCCACUGGGGGAGCCUGCAGGCCCGGGAGGUGGAGGUGGAGGUGGAGGUGGAGGUGGAGGUGGGUCUGUUAUGAUGACAGACUGCGCAGGUGGGGGAGCCGAGGCAGCCGCGUUCGAUGGGGAGAUGGAGCGCCUGCCGCCCCCUCCGCCCCCGCGUCUCAUCCAGAGGAUGGAGAGUGGCUACGAGAGCAGCGAGAGGAACAGCAACAGCCCAGUCAGCAUGGACAUGCCUCUGCACGACCCCAGCACACACAGGGAUUUGGUCUGUAAGAGGUCGCUGACCUUUGGCCCGUCCUGGCGCUCGGUGCCCAAGUCUAAGAGCAGCAGUGCCAUCCUGCAGGAGCUGCCCUCCCCGAGCUGGGCGCGGAGUCCCACUGGUCCACCGGUUGAGGUCCGCAGCGAGCUGGACGAGCUACAGGAGGAGGUGGCGCGUCGCGCGCGGCAACAAGAGCUCCAGAGGAAGAGGGAGAAGGAGCGCGAGGCGGCCCAGGGCUUCAACCCCAAACCCAGCAAGUUCAUGGACCUGGACGAGCUACAGCACCAGGCUUCACUAAGAUUGCCCAUGCAUGAGGCUAACACUGAUAGCAGGAGUGUGUCCGCGGCCGGCCGGCUGCAGGGCUGCAUGCAGAGAGCAGGAGGGCAGCUGGAGGGCGACCGGCCACUGGAGCAAAGCAGACCGCACAGGCCGCCUCACAGUGAACAGCCUGGCCCGCUCCAAGUACUGCUGACGAAGACCCCCCACCAGCUCUGGGACACCAGUCAGGACGCUGCCCUUGCCCUGCCCUGCCCAUCCCCCCCUCAGCCCCACGCCUCCACCAGUCACACGCCUUCUUUUUCACAGAGCCGCACAUCAGUCACCUCCCCUGCCUCAGUGCAGCAGUCGCCCGAUAGGCCCCCUGUGCCCAGAAACCACUACGAUUGGCCAAGUCCACCCAGCGGGGCGGAGCUGAGGGAGGAGGAAUGUUGGGAGGGCAUCCGCUUGUCGGAAGUCCUGCAGGCCUCAGGUGUGUCCAUCCGGCCCCUCCGCAAGCACCUGGCCAUCUCGCUGCCCUCCCUCCCCCUGGACGCCUGGAGCCUGCUGGGGAGGACCGAGCAGCCCAGCCAGGGCAGCGGCUCAGACUCCCUCCCUCCUCCUCCUCCUGCUCCUCAGGCACCUCCCACAGCCUCGGCCCAAACCCCACCAGCUCCUCCUCCACCAGGUGACUCCACCCAACCACCUCCCCAUGCAGACAACAAGGAGGACAAGCCAGAGAGGAGAGAGGAGGUGCCGCCGCCUGGACGAGAUGGUGAGAGCCACCUGCGUCUCCCGCUCUGGCACCCGCUGAGCUCGGUCACGCCAUGCUCCCCUGGCCAAACCCGCGUUAGCCCCAGCUCCCUGACUCCGCCCAUGCCUACAUGCCAUUGGCAUUCCUGGAGCCUGGACCGCCCGGACGCCGUUGUGGCGCCGUUCAAGACUCCCCCUGACAACAGCACUUGGGAGGCCAGCUCCCCACGUCGCGAAACUAGCCCCGGGUCUAGCUCCAGCACACAGGGAGCCGCAUCCUGUCCUGGACCCCGAUCUAAUGCUCCCACCCAGGGAACAGACGUGUGCAAUGCCACCUGCUCGGGCUCUGCAGCCACCCAGGAGCCUGUGGAAAAGGAGCUCUCAGAGCUGGACUGCCUCUACCAAGCGAGUCUGCUGGCCCAAAGCAGCCCUGCUUCAUCUCUCCCAGCUGCUGCUGGAUCAAGGACAGCGCCUUCAGCUGCUCGUAAAAUGAUGAUUGGACGCGGUCGCUCUCGGACCCCCACUGCGGAGAUCGAACGGAGUGCGUACGGACCUCCAGGCUGUCCCCGCCCCCCCACCUAUGUCAAUAAUUCUGUGUGGGGCCUGGAGCUGGAGAGGCAUGCUGAGCGGAGGGCCGAGUCUGAUGGUGAUCGGAUGAGACGCUUCGCUCGCAGUCUGAGUGGCACAGUGAUUGGCCCACACCACACCCAUUUGGCCCUGUCCCGCAGCUUUAAGGAGGAGCAAAUGUUUUGCACAUCCCACCGCGCCUCCAUUCAUUCCACCCAUCUACCUCAUCAGCAUCGCCAUGACUAUCACGAUCACCACCACCAUCACCAUCCUCCUCCUCAUCAUCAUCCUCAUCAUCACUGGCCUCUUCCUCCACCGCCUCCACCAUGAGCUUCAUCCUGCACCAUCACCGCCGUCAUCCUCUUCCUCAUCUCAGCUGUGUGUUGAUGGGCAGCUAGGCUCCCCCCAGUCCCCGGGUUUCAGGUGGACGUGGUGGCUGAGAGCAAGAUAAACGCUGUGCUCGCUUAACCUGACUCUCGCCAAGCUGGUAUGUUUCGUCUUCACGAUUCCAUCUGGGAACCCCCCCACGAGCGACAUGUUUUUCGAAUGAUGCUCCUUAUCAAAAGUCCUUGCACAUGAUGGGAAUUAAACAACCUGUCCUCAUUUUUACUGCCGUGCCACGUCAGCCACUCACAUUGAACUCGACCCGUGACACAGCUGAGAACGACAGGUGAAAGUAGAGCCAUAACGCGCCACACGUCUAUGGAAAAUCCCAGCCGGCAAUGACGAUUGGCUCAUUCGUUCAGAAAUGCUUCUGAUUUUCACAGACCUCAAAUGGUUGGUUGAGGAAACCGCAACACCCUCGGGUGUAGUUUGGCGAAACGAAGCCAGUUGGCGUAAGUCAGGUUAGUUCUUGCUCCCAUUGAGCCUGUCUAUGCUGCCCUGUCAUGUCAUGCCAUUUAGACAUUGAAGUGUAUGUUUCCAUGGCUGUCCUCGUCAUUGUUUGUGAUGUGAACAUUUUUUGGUUUGCGUUUUCCAUAGUAGUUCCUAUGUGUGUUUGUGUGCGUGUGUGUUUGUGUUUGUGUGUGUCUGUGUGUGUGUGUGUCUUUUUCUUCCAUUUGGUUGGUUCCGGAGCCUGCCCGUCACUCUCCGCCGUCCCUCCCUCCCGCAGGAUGCGUCCUCGCGCGGCGGCCCUGGGAAGUUCUGGCUGUGCCUGACAGGCGU